GGCCUCCAGGAAGCCCGUGACAAAAACCGCCAGCAAAGGCGGUAAGAAGAAGAGGAAGACCAGGAAGGAGAGCUACGCCAUCUACGUGUACAAGGUUCUGAAACAGGUCCACCCUGACACCGGCAUCUCGUCCAAGGCCAUGAGCAUCAUGAACUCCUUUGUCAACGACAUCUUUGAGCGCAUCGCCGCCGAGGCCUCCCGCCUGGCGCACUACAACAAGCGCUCCACCAUCACCUCCAGGGAGAUCCAGACCGCCGUGCGCCUGCUGCUGCCCGGGGAGCUGGCCAAGCACGCCGUGUCCGAGGGCACCAAGGCUGUUACCAAGUACACCAGCUCCAAGUAAACCACUCUACUGCUGAAGUUUCAACCCAAAGGCUCUUUUCAGAGCCACACACUUUCUGCUAAGAGUAGGUUUCCUAAAACUCUAGCUUUAUUAAUGAUCAUGAUGUGCUAAAUAUUUCUGAUUUGA
Messenger RNA from Monopterus albus (swamp eel), 469 nucleotides. RefSeq names its product histone H2B 1/2-like. The transcript has a single exon. The record is from RefSeq and is a predicted model, not a curated record. Lineage: Eukaryota; Metazoa; Chordata; Actinopteri; Synbranchiformes; Synbranchidae. Gene Ontology annotation, cellular component: nucleosome. Gene Ontology annotation, molecular function: protein heterodimerization activity; DNA binding; structural constituent of chromatin. The annotation marks the transcript as partial.